AUGGAUCAAAACCCUGAGGUGCGUUCAACACUGUCUUCGAAUGACACUCUCAAGCUCUGGAGUCAAAAUGAGGAGGCCAAACAAUUGAGUAAAACUCCUGCUAAGGGUGCGACAAAGGGCUGUAUGAAAGGUAAAGGAGGGCCUCAGAAUCAAAGCUGUAACUACCGAGGCGUUAGACAAAGGACUUGUGGUAAAUGGGUGGCUGAAAUCCGAGCACCCAACGGAGGGAAGAGACUUUGGCUUGGGACUUUUCCUACCGCUUGUGAAGCUGCUUUAGCUUAUGACGAAGCUGCCACGACAAUGUAUGGUGAAAAUGCCAUACUGAAUAUGCCUCAGUCAAAAUCCGAAGAUCACACGGGAAGCUGCUUUAGCUUGCGACAAAGCUGUCAAGAUGAUGCUGUAUUAAGUAUGAAGGACCUUCCGCUUGUUGAGUGUGAGUGGUCUCUUGUGAUAGGAGCUGUUGAGUAA
This is a messenger RNA of Theobroma umbraticum, 468 nucleotides long. NCBI's taxonomy places the organism in Eukaryota, Viridiplantae, Streptophyta, Magnoliopsida, Malvales, Malvaceae. The record is from RefSeq and is a predicted model, not a curated record.